AUGCGCGAGGCAACGGUCGCUCCAUCAGCUGCGGCGGGCGUGCGGUCCAUCCUCGCUUUAUGCAAGGCACUGGAGUGGCAAGAGGCGCUGGGCCUUCUGCAGACGGAGGAGGCGGCUUGCAGCUCCUGCCUUGCGCACAACGCCCUCAUCAGCGCCGCAGGGAAGCGACUUCUCUGGGAGGUGGCCCUCGACCUGUUCCAGCACAUCGCAUCACGACAUCUUAUCCCGGACAUCGUGUCGUACAAUUCGGCCAUCGACGCCUGCGGCCGAGUAGAGGAAUGGCAGCGAGCACUGCUCCUGUUGGAUGAUUCCCGGGCAGCCGGCUUAGAACCGAAUCUGCGGAGCUACAACACCGCCAUCACUGCGGUGGAAGGCCACUGGCAAAGGGCUUGGGCUCUAUGCCAUGAGACGACAGUCAUUCGCGUCUCGCCGGAUGCCAUCACCCUGAAUGCUUUGAUCACCGCGUGCAGAUGCGCAGGGGAAUGGCAGAUGGCUCUGCACGUCCUACAACACCUUUGCAGCUCGACCGCUCUGGAGCCCACCGUCGUCUCCUUCGGUGCGGCCAUCGGAGCUUGUGAAAAGGCGGCCAAGUGGCGCGAGGCGAUUUGCCUGCUGUGUUCUCUGAAGGGCGAAGGCUUCGAGAGCAACACCGUGGUCUACAACGCUACCAUGGCCUCCUGUGGAAAGGCUGCCCAGUGGCAACAUGCUUUUUGCCUUCUGGAAGAGCUGGUUGAGGAGCGAUUGGAGGUCAGCAUCGUCACCUACGGCACAGCCAUUAAUGCCUCCGGCAGGGCUCAAGAGUGGGAGAUGGCUCUUGGGCUGUUGGGCGCCCUCCUCUCGACGCCGGGACUCGGAGCGAACGUAAUCACCUACAAUGCAGCCAUUUCCGCCUGUGGAGGCGCCUCACAGUGGUCACGGGCACUGUGCCUGCUGGAGGAGAUUGGCCGAACCAGGCUGCAGUGGACCAUCAUCUCCUUCAACGCUGCAGCAAGUGCCUGUGAGCUGGCGGCUCGCUGGCAGGUUGCGUUUGGUCUGCUGCAAGCAGCCGCCGACCUAGAGCUGCGACGAGACAUCACAAGCUUCAACGCAGUCAUCAGCACCUGUGAGAAGUCUGCCGAGUGGGUUCAGGCAUUGGGACUCUUGCUGGUUGCAAGUAGCUUGCAUCUUUUCCCCGAUGUGGUGACCUACGGUGCGGCGAUCAGUGCCUGCGAGAAAGCCGGAGAGUGGCAGCGGGCUUUGGGCCUCCUCCGCCUCCUGACGACUCAACGCCUCCAGGCGAACAUCAUCACGUACAAUGCAGCGAUCAGCUCUUGCGAGAAAGGGCGGAGGUGGCCGCAGGCUUUGGCACUGCUGUGGGAAGCCUUGGGGAAGGGCCUUCCAGCGGAUGUGAUGUCCUGCAAUGCUGCCCUCGGUGCUUUGGAGAAUGCCAGCUGCUGGGAGAUGGCGCUGGAUUUGCUGGGCAGCGUGCCUGACUGGACGCUUCGCCCGACCAUUCUCACCUACAAUGCGGUGAUCAGUGCCUGUAAGAAUGUUGGCCACUGGCCGGCCGUGUUCGCAUUGCUUGCGGAGCUGCCUUCGGUGGGGCUUCGACCGAACGACGCCAGCUUGAAUGCCGCCCUCGAUGCUUCGGCGCAAGCACACCGCUGGGCCGACUGUCUCAGGCUCGUCGCAGCUGCCGAGGAGGGAAACGUCUCUCUGGACGCCCUCGCGUACCAGGCCGCUCUGGUUGCAUGUUCUGGCAGCCAUUGCUUUGGUGGUUGCCUUCUUCUUCUCAAGAGGCUGCGAAGCUUCACUUGCCGAAUUCUUCCGCCAGAUGGUUUCCACUGA
Symbiodinium sp. CCMP2592 is the source of this 1827-nucleotide messenger RNA. The record is from the annotation of a GenBank genome assembly. Lineage: Eukaryota; Dinophyceae; Suessiales; Symbiodiniaceae.